AUCAACAAUAACAACAAUGGCAUUCAUCUUCUCUUCCAAAAAGACAUCACUUUUCUUGGUAUUUGUAUCGGUUUUGGCAUGUUCGGCAUUAGCCAACGAGUUUUCAAUCCUAGGGUAUGCCCCGGAGGAUUUAACAUCCAUUCAUAAGGUGAUUCACCUUUUCGAAUCAUGGCUCGCAAAACAUAGCAAAAUCUAUGAAAGCUUAGAUGAAAAGCUACAUAGGUUUGAGAUCUUUAUGGACAAUUUGAAGCAUAUUGAUGACACCAACAAGAAAGUUAGCAACUAUUGGCUUGGACUUAAUGAGUUUGCUGACUUGACCCACGAAGAGUUCAAGAACAAGUUCUUGGGGCUUAAAGGCGAGCUCCCUGAGAGGAAAGACGAGUCCAUUGAAGAAUUUAGUUAUCGAGAUUUUGUGGAUUUGCCAAAAUCAGUUGAUUGGAGAAAGAAAGGCGCGGUUGCUCCGGUCAAAAACCAAGGUCAAUGCGGUAGUUGUUGGGCAUUCUCAACGGUAGCUGCGGUGGAAGGUAUAAACCAAAUCGUAACCGGAAAUCUAACCAUGUUAUCGGAACAAGAACUAAUCGAUUGUGACACAACCUUCAACAAUGGGUGCAAUGGAGGUCUCAUGGAUUAUGCAUUUGCAUACGUCAUGAGAAGUGGACUUCAUAAAGAAGAAGAGUAUCCUUAUAUCAUGAGUGAAGGCACAUGUGACGAAAAGAAGGAUGUAUCAGAAACGGUGACAAUCAGCGGGUAUCAUGAUGUACCACGAAACAAUGAAGAUAGUUUCUUGAAGGCGCUUGCAAACCAACCCAUUAGUGUUGCCAUUGAAGCCUCUGGCCGCGACUUCCAGUUCUACAGUGGGGGUGUGUUCGAUGGGCAUUGUGGGACCGAGUUGGACCAUGGAGUAGCAGCUGUCGGGUAUGGAACAACCAAGGGUCUAGAUUACGUCAUAGUGAGGAACUCUUGGGGACCAAAAUGGGGUGAGAAAGGAUACAUAAGGAUGAAGAGAAAAACAGGGAAGCCCCAUGGGAUGUGUGGCCUUUAUAUGAUGGCUUCUUACCCUACAAAACAAAAGUAAAAUGCACCUAAAUUUUUACCAAUGGUCCUAACUUUGAUUUCAGUAUGGACCAACUCCUGUCUCUCACGUAUUUCUGAUGUUUCCAUUUCUUGGUUUAUAAAGUUAUUGUGUUGUACCCAUGGGAUGGACUAAAAUCCACCAUUACUCAACACGUUAUGUUAUAUCUUAAA
Helianthus annuus (common sunflower) is the source of this 1245-nucleotide messenger RNA. Its product is annotated as cysteine protease XCP1. The coding region runs from base 17 to 1075 and encodes 352 amino acids. The record is from RefSeq and is a predicted model, not a curated record. Gene Ontology annotation, cellular component: lysosome. Gene Ontology annotation, molecular function: cysteine-type endopeptidase activity. Lineage: Eukaryota; Viridiplantae; Streptophyta; Magnoliopsida; Asterales; Asteraceae. The transcript has 4 exons.